Molecule: messenger RNA, 1008 nt
Organism: Siniperca chuatsi (mandarin fish)
Lineage: Eukaryota; Metazoa; Chordata; Actinopteri; Centrarchiformes; Sinipercidae
Gene: krtcap2
Product: keratinocyte associated protein 2
Exons: 5
Coding region: 155-565 (136 amino acids)
Source: RefSeq, a predicted model, not a curated record
CUCCAUUCACGACUCCGCCCACUGGUCCCACCUGUCAUUUCGACCGGGCGGUGAGGUUUUCAGUUCCCACUAGCCGGUACAAUUAUCUGGCUCAACGAAGUUAAACCUAAUUCACCUCUGUUUCAUUACAAGGACUCUAAGUUGACAUUGAAUCAUGGCGGUGAACACAGGCACCUCUCUAGUGCUGUCCAGUCUGCUGUCAGUGCUGGUAUUUGCUGGGAUGCAGAUGUUCAGUAAGCAGCUGGGAUCUACUGAGUGGCUCACCAUCCUGGGAGGUUUCCUGGGCUCAGUCCUCUUCAUCUGCUCCCUCACUGCAUUUAAUAAUCUGGAAAACCUGAUUUUUGGGAAAGGAUUCCAAGCAAAGAUAUUUCCAGAGGUUCUGGUGUGCCUGUGCCUGUCACUGUUUGCCUCUGGUCUGGUACACCGUGUCUGUGUCACCACAUGCCUGAUUUUCUCACUCUUCGCCCUGUACUACAUCAACAAAGUAUCUGCCGCUCUCUACCAAGCAGCCGUUCCCAUGGUAACGCCAGCCAAGGCUGCCAGCAAGGGCAAAAGGAAGAACUGAUGAAUCUGUUGAAUCCCACUUGUGUCCAGUUAAUCAGUCUAUAUUGUCCAGGUGCUGAUGGCCAGUGCAACACAACAGUUGCAUAUUUUGUAACAAUUUCUUAAAUCCAUAACCCUUGGUAUAUUUCUGCAGGCUUUUUAAACAUUUGGUUUCGGAUUAUUACUUGGCAAGUGAUGAAAUUUGUAAUCAAUAUACCAGCAUAGUUAUAUAUUUUUUUUUACAGUGAUCUCAAAUUUGAAUUGUGGAGAAAUGUCCCUGGUACAUCAAAGGCCAUAAAAAAAGCUAAAUGGCUAUCGACAUUCCAUUGAUAUCCUUUUCCUCAGCACUCUUUUUACACUGGUUGCAAAGAGAUUCAUACAUCGCAUCAUGUUAUUUGUAUAUUCAUCAGCGCACGAAUUUGCUGUUUUGUUUAAUUCAUUUUGUAAUUAAACCCUGUAAAAGAC